AUGGCGCUAUCAGCUGCCCCUGGCGUCGAGGCACCGCCGUCCGGGAAGCAGCUCAGCUACCAGCUCGCCGCUGCUGUGAGGAGCAUCAACUGGACUUACGCCAUUUUCUGGUCCUUGUCCACCGGCCUGCGCCCACCUGGAGUUCUGACGUGGAAGGGCGGCUUCUACAACGGCGAGGUAAAGACGAGGAAGAUCAUAAGCUCGACUACCACGGAGGUUACCGCAAACGACCUCAUCCUGCAGAGGAGUGAGCAGCUAAGGGAGCUCUACGAGUCUCUCCUGUCCGGCAAGGCGGACCACCGGGCGAGGCGUCCUGCCGCCUCGCUGUCCCCGGAGGAUCUCGGGGAAGCAGAGUGGUACUACACGCUGAGCAUGACUUACUCAUUCCGGCCUAGUCAAGGGUUGCCAGGCAAGAGCUUUGCGAGCAAUGAACAUGUUUGGUUGUACAAUGCUCAAUACGCAGACACCAAAACUUUCCAGCGCGCUCUCUUAGCAAAGGUAUCUUAUAUUCAGACAGUCGUUUGCAUUCCCUUCAUGGGUGGUGUGCUGGAGCUUGGAACGUCGGAUUUGGUGUUGGAGGAUCCAGACAUGGUGAACGGGAUCGGCACAUCUUUCUGGGAGCUACCCUUCCAGGCAUGCUUGGAGUCAGAGGCGCCAAGCUCCAGUCCAUCAACAAACGAAACUAGGAACAGGGAUGUAGAAAUCAUCGUGUUCGAAGACCUUGAUGACAAUAUCGCCAAGGGGUUCAUCUCUGAGCUAGGCGAGGUCGAGAGCAUGUCCGACGCGAACAUCAAUUGCGUCACCGAGGAAGUGGAUGAUUUCUAUGGCCUCAUUGAGGAGUUGGACGUGUGUGCUCUUGAGGACAACUGGGUCAUCGAAAGGUCCUUUGAGUUCAUGUCUUCCUUGGAAAUGGCGCCAAACAUGGAAGCACCAAGAAUCGAUGAUAACACCGUAACUUUAAGUAGCUCUGUUAAUGGCUCUCGUCCAUCCUGCUUUACCGUAUGGAAGAGGUCAUCAGACUGGGAAGACAUGGAUGUGCGGGAUCCCGGGGAGUCACAAAAGUUGUUGAAGAAAGUUGUGGCUGGCGGUGACUGGACAAUGAGAGCUCAAGAAAGUAACAUCAAGACACAUGUCUUGUCGGAAAGAAGACGCCGGGAGAAGCUCAACGAGAUGUUCCUAGUUCUCAAGUCAUUGGUCCCGUCCAUUAACAAGAUGGACAAAGCAUCCAUCCUCGCAGAGACGAUAACAUAUCUCAAAGAGCUAGAGCAAAGGGUAGAAGAGCUAGAAUCUAGCAGGACACCAUCAUGGCACCCAAAAGAAGGAACGGGACGGGGACUCCAUGAUGUUGCCGGAAGGAAGAAGAUCAAACUAUCAACUGGAUGCAAGAGGAAGGCGUCGGAGUCAGAGAGGGAGGAUGGCGAUGGCCCAAGCAAUGUUGUCAAUGUGAUCAUGAUGGACAAGGAGGUGAUCUUGGAGGUGCAAUGCCGAUGGAAGAAGCUGUUGAUGACACGAGUGUUCGACGCCAUCAAGAACCUCCGUUUGGACAUCGUCUCCGUGCACACAUCCACACCGGGUGGCCUUCUUGAACUCAAGAUACGAGCCACUCACCAGGUUGCGGCUGGUUUUGCUACCGUGGCACCUGGGAUGAUCACUGAAGCGCUUCAGAAAGCUAUAGGCAACCGCUGGCAAAAUUAA
Molecule: messenger RNA, 1695 nt
Organism: Triticum turgidum subsp. durum (durum wheat)
Lineage: Eukaryota; Viridiplantae; Streptophyta; Magnoliopsida; Poales; Poaceae
Source: the annotation of a GenBank genome assembly